AUGCCAGAUGCUUCACGUCAGCAGCCCUUGGCAGCUGAGCGCCGGCCAGGGCUCUUCCCCUUUGCUGUCUGUUUGCACAGCGCCCCCCCCCCGGGCUCAGCCCCCCGGCACAGCCCCCCCCGGGCUCAGCCCCCCGGGCUCAGCCCCCCCGGGCUCAGCCCCCCGGCUCCGCCCCCCGCUCAGCCCCCCCGGGCUCAGCCCCCCACUCCCCGCCUCAGCCCCCCGGCUCCCCUCCCCGGCUCAGUCCCCCGCUCUGCCCCCGGCUCAGCCCUCGACACAGCCCCCCGGCUCAGCCCCCCGGCUCAGCCCCCGGCUCCCCUCCCCGGCUCAGUCCCCCGCUCUGCCCCCGACUCAGCCCCCGGCUCAGCCCCCCGCUCAGUCCCCCCGGGCUCAGUCCCCCACUCCCCGACUCAGUCCCCCGGCUCCUCUCCCCGGCUCAGUCCCCCGCUCUGCCCCCGGCUCAGCCCUCGACACAGCCCCCCGGCUCAGCCCCCCGCUCAGCCCCCGGCUCUGCCCCCGGCUCAGCCCUCGACACAGCCCCCCGGCUCAGCCCCCCGGCUCAGCCCCCCGCUCAGCCCCCCGACUCAGCCCCCCGGCUCCCCUCCCCGGCUCAGCCCCCCGCUCUGCCCCCGGCUCAGCCCUCGACACAGCCCCCCGGCUCAGCCCCCCGCUCAGCCCCCCGACUCAGCCCCCCGGCUCUCCUCUCCUCCCCUCCCCGCCUCAGCCCCCCGGCUCAGCCCCCGCCUCAGCCCCCCGCUCAGCCCCCGGCUCCCCUCCCCGGCACAGCCCCCCGGGCUCAGCCCCCCACUCCCCGGCUCAGCCCCCCGCUCAGCCCCCCGGCUCAGCCCCCCGCUCAGCCCCCGGCUCCGCUCCCCGGCUCAGCCCCCCGGCUCCCCUCCCCGGCUCAGCCCCCCGCUCAGCCCCCCGGCACAGCCCCCGGCUCCCCUCCCCGGCUCAGCCCCCCGGCUCAGCCCCCGGCUCCGCUCCCCGCCUCAGCCCCCGGCCCCCGCGGCUCGGAUCGCAGGGCAGCCCCGCGGAGCUGCGGGGCUCUGCCUGGGGCCGUGCUGCCCUCUCGCUUCCUGCUGUGUUUGGCUGUGCCUGGCCCAGACUGAGUUUAAGAGAGUGGCUGAAGACAACGUGACCCUGCCCUGCCACCACCGCCUGGGGCUGCUGGAGCAAGGCAGCCUGGACAUUGAGUGGCUGCUGCACAUCUCUGAAACAGUCCAGAAAGCGGUGAUCACCUACUCGGGGGGCCGUGUCUAUGACGACCUGAAUGAGGAGCAGAAAGGGAGAGUGUCCUUCACAUCCAACUUCCUGGCUGGAGAUGCCUCCCUGCAGAUCACCUCCCUGCAGUCCAGCGACGCAGGGAAGUACAUUUGCAAGGUUAAGAACGCUGGGCAGUACGAGUGGGCUCGCAUCACCCUCAAGGUUGUAGAGAAACCUUCCAAGCCCAAGUGCUGGCUGGAGGGGGAGCUGCUGGAAGGGAAGGAGCUGUCCCUGCAGUGCCGUUCAGCCUCGGGCACUGCACCCAUCUCCUACCGCUGGCAGCGCAUCGGCGAGGGGGAGGAGAGAGCUGAGCCCCUGCCCCCCACCUCCAGAGUCAACAUUUCUAAUCCUGGGCAAGUCCUGCUGAAGAACCUCACCCAGCUGAGCACAGGGCUGUACCAAUGCAUUGCCACCAACGAGGCUGGCCAGGAGAGCUGUGUGCUGCAGGUGACAGUGCAGCGUGCCCAAAACGUCAGCAUGAUCGCUGGAGCAGUCUGUGGGGUGCUGCUGGGGCUCUCCCUCCUCCUCCUGGUGGUGAGGCUGACCAUCAGGAGGAAAGAGAAGAAGAGAUAUGAGGAAGAGGAGGCACCAAAUGAAAUCAGGGAGGACGCAGAGGCACCCAAGGCUCAUCUGGUGAAGCCCAGCUCCUCUUCCUCGGGCUCCAGGAGCUCUCGCUCGGGCUCCUCCUCCACCCGCUCGACAGCCAACAGUGCCUGCCGCAGCCAGCGGACUCUCUCCACCCAGGCUACUCCCCACCUCACCCCUCCGCGCUGCGGCCGUGCCGACAGGCAGGGGAAGGAAGCGGAGCCCAGGAAAGUCGACUACAGCAGCCUGGUGAAGAUGGGAGGCACGCUGGUGAUGGUGCCUGCCCAGAGCAGAGCCUUCCAGACGGUGUGA
Messenger RNA from Dryobates pubescens (Downy woodpecker), 2163 nucleotides. RefSeq names its product translation initiation factor IF-2. The transcript is spliced from 7 exons. Gene Ontology annotation, cellular component: cell surface; cytoplasmic microtubule; membrane. The record is from RefSeq and is a predicted model, not a curated record. Bases 1 to 2163 code for a protein of 720 amino acids. NCBI's taxonomy places the organism in Eukaryota, Metazoa, Chordata, Aves, Piciformes, Picidae.